UGCGAGGAGUGCAGUGUCUCUGCUGGCCGCUCUUUUGUGCGCUGAAUUCUGUUUUUUUUCAGAGCCAUCUCUUAUCUACACUUAGAACAGUGAUGGUUGUGGUUUGUUUUAUUCAGAUCAAGUUUUCAGAAUCUGACUACUUUGGCAACGUCCUGCAAACCCGCAAGUAUUUAGCACAGACUGAUUUCUUCUGGCUGAGAAAAGCUGUUCCCAAAACAGAGUGGUUUACAAAUCCAACGACUGUCAAUGCCUUCUACAGUGCAUCCACCAACCAGAUCCGAUUUCCAGCAGGAGAACUCCAGAAGCCUUUCUUUUGGGGAACAGAAUAUCCUCGAUCUCUGAGUUAUGGUGCUAUAGGAGUAAUUGUUGGACAUGAAUUUACACAUGGUUUUGAUAAUAAUGGUCGAAAAUAUGAUAAAAAUGGAAACCUGGAUCCUUGGUGGUCUCUGGAUUCAGAAGAAAAGUUUAAAGAAAAAACAAAGUGCAUGAUUAACCAGUAUAGCAACUAUUAUUGGAAGAAAGCUGGCUUAAAUGUGAAGGGGAAGAGGACGCUGGGAGAAAAUAUUGCUGAUAAUGGAGGGCUGCGACAAGCUUUUAGGGCUUACAGGAAAUGGAUAAACGACAAGAGGCAGGGAGUUGAGGAGCCUCUCCUACCAGGCAUUGAAUUCACCAACAACCAGCUUUUCUUCCUGAGUUAUGCUCACGUGAGGUGCAAUUCCUACAGACCAGAAGCUGCUCGAGAACAAAUCCAAGUUGGUGCUCACAGCCCCCCUCAGUUUAGGGUCAAUGGUGCAGUUAGCAACUUUGAAGAAUUCCAGAAGGCUUUUAACUGUCCAUCCAAUUCCACAAUGAACAGAGGUGCAGAAUCCUGCCGACUCUGGUAGUAGGACUGUUGGUUCCUACCCUCCUGAGGGAGCUGCGCGGUGCUCAUCACCUACUGCUUUAGGCCUGUGUUCCCCUGAAGAUGUUUAUUUUGAUGCAUCUUCGGUAUUUGGGUAUUGCUUAGAUCUAAACAUUAUUCAAAGUUGUAAGACUUAAAAAAUGGAAUACAAAAAAUCAAAUCACAUAUGUUUCUUUAGAAAGCCAAUUAAGUCCCCAGGCUGCUUUUGUUAAAAUGUUGUUUGCUGAAUUGUUGCUAUUGUCCAUUUUAGUGUAUAAGUUGCAGCUAAGUGGUAUGUACCAUUUUAAUCUACAGCUUUGCAGGGGCCCUAGGUAGAAUAUAUCCAGAAAAAAAAAUCAGCCUAUUACACUAGCAACCCUCAGUGGUGUGGACAUGUGUGAGGCUUCGUGGGAGAUCUUCCUGUGCUGUUAGAUUUCCUGCAUCAUCCUUUCAUAGCAUCGAUUAACUCUAAGGUGGUUAAGUCAGAAAUACGUUGAAUCCUCAUUUGACAGUAUUUGAUGAAGUUCUGGCCUUCACUUUUGGAGUCUCUUGGGAUGAAAACACACCUCAUAGCUUGUAUCUGAUGUAGCCCACUGCCCUGUUCAAAUCAGAAUGAACAAAGCUGGCAAAAAAAGACUGCUUGGUGAAGGCUUGAGUUUAUCAAAUAGUAAGACAAGGCUAUAUCUGUAAGUCCCAGAAGAAGUCAAAACUCCUAGUCAUGCAACCAUAGGCAUGGUAGGAAACAAAAUCUCCAAAAUUUCAUCUAUUCUGUUCAAACCUUGGCAAUUAUGUCAUCUGCUAGAUGCUUCUCUUCAGUCUAAUUUCUGGUUGUCUUGUUAUCCUCAUAUAUGUGCAUUCUCCUGUUUCUGAAAUGAAUAGGCAUAAAAAAAAUGAUUUUCUAAUUCCCCGUUAGGAGCGUAUGGCUUUCUUUCCCUUGAGUGCAAAGAGACAAACCCCACGUUGAGGCUCAGUUACCUCUUUUAAAAAUCCUCUUCGAAAAAUGUCUUGAUUAAAGCCAUGUUAGAAUCUAUUGAUUGAAUUUAACAUUCCCUGCAUAGUCCAAAGAGACAGAAUGUUUGCUCUUCAGGACUUCUUCUAAAGAGUUUAUAAGAAAGAGCAUUACUAUGUUUUCGAUCCUCAGAACUCUGUCCUUUCAAGGGAACUAUUCCAUGUCUUAUUAGAGAGUGUGUGUGCAGGAUAAAAUUGUAACAGCCUUAAAGUGCUUACCUGGCAUUUUUGCUUUUUAAAAUAGCCAUCCCCCCUUCCCAUUAUUCCUUGUACAUGUGGUUCUA
This is a messenger RNA of Odocoileus virginianus texanus, 2172 nucleotides long. Lineage: Eukaryota; Metazoa; Chordata; Mammalia; Artiodactyla; Cervidae. The record is from RefSeq and is a predicted model, not a curated record.